AGCAGUGUUGGUUCUCCAUCUGUUCCUGUACCUCCUACCGGCCCCACAACUCACCUACAAUCGGUUCAGUCUGUUUACUCUCAGCCAACAGCAACUCCAACUGGCCAGUCUGCUUUCCCAGGUUACUCUGUUCAAGUUCCAGGCUACCCCUCCUACUCUCCUUAUCCCGGUCUCUCUGCGGUUGCGGCAGUUCCUCCAUAUUAUUCUUCUCCAAUAGUCCCUUCCGUUUCUGGAUACACCAUUACUCGCGUACCUCCUCCAUACACCACUCCCCCUGGUGUUCCAUUCCCUCAAACGGCUUUUCCUCCUCCAUUGUCCCCUGCGUCGUCAUCUACUUCCAAGGCAACGACGAUUAUUUCAGCGUAUGCCCAGGCUAAGUUGUCAAAGACACCGUCUCCAUACACAAUAUUGUCAACACCAUCACCAGUACAUCAUGUCACUACAGGGGGUAUUGGAAUCGGACAUGCCGCUUCUAAUUUAACCAGUACUACUAUCAAUUCUAGACAGACUGAUUUGUCCAUAUUUGAAACCGGCGAGGGUGUAACCAUAAUGGCUAGUAAUCUCGCUUCUAACUUUAAUUGUGAUCUCCUCUUCAAUCUUUUAUGUGUCUAUGGUAAUGUUGCUCGCAUAAAAUUUCUCCGCGAUCGUCCUGGUUGCGCGAUGACUCAAAUGGGAUCAAAGGAAGCUGCCGAUCUCAUCAUAAAGUACUUCGAUGGAAUUCAACUAUUCGGAUCUGUUAUUCAAUUCUAUCAUAGUAAACAGUCUGAAUUAAUAGAGACUGAUAACCUCGGGACUCUGCCGGACGGCUCACCGAUGAUGAAAAAUUAUAUGAUUGAUCCAAACAACCGAUUCCGUAACGCAAUGGUCGCCUCUAAGUGCCGUAUUUUGGAGCCAACACGAACUCUACAUUUCUUUAAUGUGCCCCUUAAUUUGACUCCCGAAGACAUGUGCAGAAUUUUAGUGGAUGCUGGAGCACCUACUCCCCCCCGUAUUGUCGUAUUUUGCUCUAAGCCUAAUCAAAAAACAUCUUUAGGUUUGGUGGAAUGGGAUACCAUACAGGAUGCUCUUACUUCUUUAAUUUUGGCCAAUCAUCGACCGAUUCACAUAGCUGGUGGGACUCAUCCAUUCCACCUAAAGCUGGCUUUUUCUCCCAAACCGAUUUCUGACGACCGUGCUGGCGUAUCUCUGAUGUCGUAUCCCGCCCCUCCACUCGUACCACUCACAAGAACCAUUUCAACCUCUGUAAUCUCAGCACCUGCUAUUCACAAUUCCGCAAUAUCAGAUAAAAAUAAAAUCGUAGAUGAGACUCGUGGUAAUGGUGUCACUUCUAAUGAUUCCAUUAGCGCUGUGGUCCCCAAGACUGCAUCGUUUGAGACAAGGAGCACUCCAGAGCGCGAGGUCAAGGCAGAGAAUGUU
Molecule: messenger RNA, 1416 nt
Organism: Protopolystoma xenopodis
Lineage: Eukaryota; Metazoa; Platyhelminthes; Monogenea; Polystomatidea; Polystomatidae
Source: the annotation of a GenBank genome assembly